Messenger RNA from Nothobranchius furzeri (turquoise killifish), 1798 nucleotides. It is a transcript of the gene ptpn18, whose product is annotated as protein tyrosine phosphatase non-receptor type 18. The record is from RefSeq and is a predicted model, not a curated record. Gene Ontology annotation, biological process: peptidyl-tyrosine dephosphorylation. Gene Ontology annotation, cellular component: nucleus; cytoplasm. Gene Ontology annotation, molecular function: non-membrane spanning protein tyrosine phosphatase activity. Lineage: Eukaryota; Metazoa; Chordata; Actinopteri; Cyprinodontiformes; Nothobranchiidae.
AGUUCAGACGCCGCCACUGCGGCUCCUUUAUCUGCAGGUGAAUGAUUAACGGACGUGGCUUCACGCGGAGGCAGAAGUGUGAUGCUCUGACAGAAAGGGAAGAGAGAACUAGAAGAGCUUCAGGUUUCAGACUCAGUUCUGCUGCUCAGACACGCUCAGGUGGUGGACUCUCCAUGGAGCGGCUGUCCUCUCUGCUGUCCACCCUGAAGACGGUGCACCCAGACACGGUAGAGCACGAGUACAAUGUGGUGCGCUCACAGUCUCUGCAGAUAAAGAGAGAGCUGAAUUUGACCUCACAAGUCGGAGCUCUGAAGGAAAACAUCAAGAAGAAUCGUUACAAAGACAUCCUGCCGUAUGAUCAGACCCGGGUGGUGUUAUCCCAGCAAACCGCUGACGCACAUUCUGAUUAUAUAAAUGCCAGCUUCAUCAAGGGGGCGUCAGGGGACUGCAGGUACAUUGCCUGCCAGGGGCCUCUUAGCUCCACCCUGACGGACUUCUGGAGGAUGAUCUGGCAACAUCACAUCAAGGUGAUAGUCAUGGCCUGCAGGGAGAUCGAGAUGGGGAAGAGAAAGUGCGAGUGUUACUGGGCUGCAGCUCUCCAGCCAGUCGUGUUCGGACCUUUUACUGUCCGCUGUCAGGGAGAGACCAAACCCAACAAGGACGUCGUGGUCAGAAAUCUGACCGUCAGCUACCAGCAGGAGACCCAGUCGGUGAUCCAGUACCAGUACACAUCCUGGCCAGAUCACGACGUUCCCUCUGACACGGCAGGAAUUCUGGACCUGCUGGACCGAGCCAGAAGCAGCUGUGGAGCUGACCCGUCACCUCUCCUGAUUCACUGCAGUGCCGGCUGUGGGAGGACAGGAGUCAUCUGUGCUCUUGACUACAUCCAUGACCUUCUGGUUGCCACGCAGAUUCCUAAAGGCUUCAGCAUCCUGAAGGUCGUCCUGGAGCUCCGGAAACAGAGACCUUCAGCAGUGCAGACCCAGGACCAGUACCAGUUCAUCUUCAGCGCCGUCAUCCACAUGUUGGAACGCUUCCUCCAGAAGUCGGAUCAGCUGUACUGGAAACAGCAGGAGGUGAAGAAACUUGAGAAGGAAGCUUCAACGCCAGCGGCUUUCUCCAUCAACAGGUACCGACCCGCAGAGAGACAGACGGCGUGUUUCACCCCGAGAUCAUCUUGGAAGUCCGCCAUGAACGACACAUACGCCGUGGUCAACAAACCCAAAAAGGCCCAGCGAAUCCCAUCGGACCCCGCCCACUCUUCCAUGGUUACGUCCAGUGAUGGAAUCAGAAUGCUUCCGCCCUCCCACGAAUAUGACAAUGACUUCCCUGAGGUGUCCGCAGCGCCGCUCUACAGCACCGUCAAACCCCGAGUCAAACCACCAAACCUCAAGCUCUCCACCUCGCCUGUCUACGACAUCGCAGUACCAGCCGGUCAGUCCAGCAAAGGUUCAGACUGUCAGCUGGUGUCAGCUGGAUGUGUUUCAGCAGGCGAUGAUGACUAUGAAGAUGUUUCAUCCUCGGUGAGAGAUGUGAGCAGCAUCUGCUCACCUGGUGGCAUUGGGUUUAACUGUCGUGUUCAGAAGCCCAGAGGACCCAGAGAUCCUCCAGUUCAGUGGUGCCGACUGGAGAGAUGAACAGAUAAACGGGUCUAAUUUAUGCCAGUGGUUCUGAGUUAAUGGACCAAAAUCACGGAUCUGUUUAAUUCCUGACCUGUUCCUGAUUGUGGUAAAGAGUUGAAGUUCGUAUUCUGAAUUCUUUUGAUUUAAUAAGUAAAGUUACAUUUGAGUGAGCCUGA